AUGAGCCAUGAGAACACUCUCAUAGUGAUUUUAGCAAGUUCCCAUGCCUCACAAUUUAGCAAUUAUCCCCUCCAAAUUCACCUUCUGAGGCCAAAAUCCGGCUCUUCCGGCCACCACAUUCAUGGCGUGUCUUGCCUGAGUUGGCGACUAGCUGUUGAAACAAACAAUCUUGUUGGAUGGGCAACAGUUCCUGAAGAAUGUGAAAAUUACGUAGGUCACUACAUGUUAGGCGACCAGUACCGGGGAGACUCAGCUGUCAUAACUGAUGCGGCUUUCGCCCAUGCUAAAAGCUUCAAGCUGGCUGGAGACGGCAAAGAUAUUUGGGUCUUCGACGUUGAUGAAACUACUCUUUCAAAUUUACCGUACUACGCUGAACAUUUAUUUGGGGCGGAGCCUUACAAUUCCACAGCAUUCAACCAAUGGGUUUUCAAAGGCAAAGCCGUAGCAUUGCCGGAGUCUCUCAAACUGUACAAGAAAUUACUGUCUAUUGGGAUUAAGGUUGUCUUCUUAACCGGAAGACCUGAAGAACAAAGAGCAGUGACAUCAACCAAUCUGAAGAAUGCUGGGUACCACAACUGGGAGAAGCUUAUACUUAAGUCAUCAUCUUAUGCAGGAAAGACAGCGGUAUUUUAUAAAUCAAGCGAAAGGGCAAAGCUUGAGAAGAAAGGAUACAGAAUUAUUGGGAACAUGGGCGAUCAAUGGAGUGAUCUUUUAGGGACCAAUGUGGGCAAGCGAACAUUCAAGCUACCUGAUCCAAUGUAUUACAUCAAUAUGGCAUAUAGAGGGAGAGGUAGAGGGAGAGGACGAUUUGGAGGAGGUAGUUUUACCUAUGCAAGGCAAGAGCCCUUUGACUUGUUUCCUGAAGUUGAAUUACCUGAUCCCAAAGAUGUGAAGGAAGAAAGGGCAUUAGUUGUUUGGAAUUCAAGGUUGACGAAUUAUUUCAAAUCCUCUCCUUAUUAUCUUGAGGAGAUUAUUACAAAGGAGAGCCAGAGCAUAGACAUAGAAAGAUUUUCUGACAGGGGAAAGCCAAAGAUCACAUCAGAACGUGAUUCCCUUGACCAAUUUCUACAGCUCACUUCUAAAAAUUUUCCUAAAGAACUUAUUGGAGGUUUAAAGAGGAAGGGGCCAAACAAAAGAGUGAGGUGGACAGCAGGCUUGAGCAAGUUGGAUGAGUAUGAGAAGUGUGAGUUGAUGUCUGAGGAACAAGGUGAGAAGGCUCAAAAGGAAAAGAAAGAAGACGAAGAUGAGGAGGAUGAAGACGAAGUAGCAGAAGAACCUGAUGAAGAUGAUGAUGAUGGAGAUUAUAAUCAGAACAUUGAUUUCGAUGACGAUGAAGAUGAUUACAACAUGGAGGAUGACAACGACAGUAUGCACCUUUUCUCAAACAUGAAUACAGUUUCACCCAUUUCUAUUGAUGGCAUGCAAAAACUCGUCUUUCUUCGGCAGAUGCUAAUAGCUUUGUGA
Molecule: messenger RNA, 1464 nt
Organism: Dovyalis caffra
Lineage: Eukaryota; Viridiplantae; Streptophyta; Magnoliopsida; Malpighiales; Salicaceae
Source: the annotation of a GenBank genome assembly